Molecule: messenger RNA, 8241 nt
Organism: Dreissena polymorpha
Lineage: Eukaryota; Metazoa; Mollusca; Bivalvia; Myida; Dreissenidae
Product: serine/threonine-protein kinase B-raf-like
Exons: 16
Coding region: 26-2299 (757 amino acids)
Biological process (GO): signal transduction; protein phosphorylation
Cellular component (GO): mitochondrion; cytosol
Molecular function (GO): protein kinase activity; ATP binding
Source: RefSeq, a predicted model, not a curated record
UGACUCAUUUCUGUAUGCAGGUACUAUGGCGGCUGUCGACAGACUGACAAAUGGAAAUGCAGACAUUUACAGCCACAAAUUAAACCGAAUGGAUUCCGACAGCAUUGAAAUACUAAACGAGGAGAUUCGAAACUUGGAAAAUCUCAUCAGACUAACAAAAGAACAAUUGGAGAGAUUGAACGCCCAGUUUGGGAAAGUGAGGCAUCCCCCGGCUCUGUACCUACAGGAGUAUGAGGAGUUGGCCAACAAAAUCCACGAGUUGCAGACGCAGCUACAAGACAAAGAGCAGGAACUCACUGACAUCCAGUCUACCCCGCCCAAAUCACCAGAAAAAGAACCUGAACUUCCUGCCCCGGUUCCCCACUUACCACAUGGAGCCCAUGGGACCCACAUUGGAACCCACGGAACCCACAUUGGAAAUGGGACAAAACCGGAGCCAGUUGUAGGCGCAAGCGGUCCGGCAGGUGUCCCGGAAUCGACCCUGCUCUCCAGCCCCAGUCUGCCCAUGAAGUCGCCCCUGGGGCAUGUGAAGGCGUUCCUGCCUAACAACCAGCACACUAGUGUUACAGUUAAAGUCGGAAAAACGCUGGGGGAAGGUUUGGCUAAGGCGCUUACCUUACGCAAUUUUGAGACAGAGGUUUGCGACGUGUUUGAUCGACGUACUGGUGAACAGCUGAGCUGGGAUAUACCAAUGACUGAUGUGGCAGGAAAUGAGCUGACUGUAGAGUUGAAGAAAAACAGACGGACAUUCCCGCCUACGUUUACUACUCCCCAACAUAAUUUAGCAAGAAAGACCUUUUUUUCCCUGAUAUUCUGCGACGUGUGCAACAAGUUCCUGUUGCAAGGUUACCAGUGUCAGACGUGCCGUUACCGACUACACCAGCGUUGUAAAGAAAAUAUGAACCCACUGUGCAAUACUAUGAAUCUUACAAAACACUUACUUGCAGAGAGUACCGGUAUGGCCUCCUACCAAUCACUAAUUCCAGGCUCAUAUCAAACUGAUUCCCAUAAUCUUUUCUCACGUAAUAAACAAACGACCCCUCUUGGGCCGAGGGGUAGAUCCACGUCAGCGCCGAACGUCAGUUUUGUGAGCGUGGGUGGUCAGCUUGGGGAGGACGUUUUACAGCAUCUACAACAGACCUAUGAAGCCUCAACCAAUCAGCAAGGUCGCCACGGUAAUAUACUGACCCUCCCGGGCCGUGGCUCCAAUCACAGUCCAACGGGCAGCCCAACAGACAGUGCUGGUCAUUCACCAACUCCUGCGGGCAAACAUAGGCCUAGGGCACGCUCUGUAGAAACAGACCCUGGCCGCAGAACUGGCGGAUGGAGAGACUCCAAUGAAGACUGGGAAAUCCCUAAUGAUGAGAUAAUCCUGGGUUCCCGGAUAGGGUCCGGUUCAUUCGGGACCGUGUUUAAGGGUCAGUGGCAUGGUGCAGUGGCGAUAAAACGUCUCAAUGUAACAAAUCCAACCCCGGCCCAAGUGACGGCCUUCAAAAAUGAAGUAGCAGUUUUACGAAAAACGCGGCAUUUAAAUGUAUUAUUAUUUAUGGGGUGUACAAUGAAACCGCAAUUAGCAAUUAUCACGCAAUGGUGCGAGGGUUCUAGUUUAUACAAACACUUACAUGUGGACGAAGUGAAAUUUGAAAUGUUGGCGCUUCUGGAUAUUGCUAGACAGACGGCGCAAGGAAUGGAUUACCUUCAUGCGAAGUCUAUUAUCCAUAGGGACCUCAAAUCUAAUAAUAUAUUUUUAACGGAAGAUUUAACGGUAAAGAUUGGAGAUUUCGGUCUGGCGACGGUGAAAGCACGAUGGAGCGGGUCCCAUCAGUUUCAGCAACCUACCGGCUCAAUAUUAUGGAUGGCUCCAGAGGUGAUACGAAUGCAAGAGCAGAACCCCUACACAUUCCAGUCUGACGUCUACGCCUUCGGCAUCGUGCUGUACGAGCUGAUAUCUGGCCAACUGCCUUACUCACACAUCAACAACAAAGACCAGAUUCUAUUCAUGGUGGGUAAAGGGUACUUGAUGCCAGACUGUAGUAAAGCGAGGAAUGACUGCCCUAAGGCCAUGAUACGGCUUGUGCAAGACUGCUGUAAGCUGGACAGGGAUAAACGCCCACUCUUUCCACAGAUCCUUGCGUCCCUAGAGAUGCUGGUGAAUCAACUUCCGAAGAUAGGCCGCAGUCGGUCAGAGCCCAUCAUGAACAGUUCCCACUCGGAUGAUCUGGACAUGAUGUACAUGUGUGCCUCCCCAAAGACUCCCAUCAAUAGUCACUAUAAUCAAUUCUCAUUCCUCAACUUUUGAUACGCUUUUCCAGUGAAUAAUCGCUACAAUCUUUCCAGUGAUUCAUGAGCCAGUUUAAAUUGUUGUGUGAAUUAAAAAGCCAGUGAUACUCGAAUAUUUGUUAUAGUGAGAAUGAUUUUCAAUGAUAGCCAUGAUUCACUUUUGAGUGGUACUCAAUAUAAAGAAGUGAAACUCCAGCUGCUGGAGCAGUAAGGCAUUCUCAUUGUAUACAAUUAGUUGGUCCUUUAUUUAAGGCAAGUGGCCAAUCAAAGCACACUUUAACUUGAUACAUUGUUCACUCUCCAGUAAAAGACACUUCAUUUUCCAGUCAUUUAUUUUCAAGUGACGUUUUGCAUGCGUUCUUCGGGUACAAGAUAUUUAUAAGUGAUACCAAUAUAAAGCUUUAAAGUAAUAUUUGCUUUCCAUUGAUAUUUGCUACACUUGGAAUUGGGACACAAUUUGAACCAUAAAAAAGAUAGAAAAAGAUGUCUGAACGACACUUUUAAGUAUUACUUGAUCUGAUGCUUUGAAGUGCUUCAUGCUACACUUUCCAGUGUUAGAUGAUUUUUAAAGUGAUAUCGCAAUACUGGUUUUUAAGUGAAAGCUCAAGUGAUACCACUCUACACUUUACGGUCCUUAUGUGGUUCAUGAUUUAAAGUGAAAGUGACGUGUUUUUGAGCAUUGAAUAAAAUGUGCCGGGAUGUGAACUAGCAUACUUACUGGCCUGGGUAAAAAUGAAAUGGUUGUGCCGUGCUUCUGUAUAGAUAUCCGCUUGUUUGGAUAUCCGCUUUGAUUCGUACCAGAUGUGAUCUGAUAUAGCCUUAUCGCCUGAUGUGGUUCUUACUGGAUAGACUGGUUCCUACCGGAUAGACUAUCACGCUGUGAGAACACCUGAUGGGGUUCUUACCGGAUGACCUAUCACCUCAUCAGAGUAAAGGACAACCUUUCUACCGGAUGAUAUCAUUUCAUCAGAAUGUUCGAUAUCAUUUGUACGGGUUGUUAUAUCAUUUUGUCAGCAAAUUCUAUAUCAUUUGUACCUGCUGUAGUAAUGUUUCAUCAGACUGUCUGAUAGCAUUUGUUCCACAUGUAUUAUCACCCCAACAAAGUGUCUUGCAUAAUUUAUUUUGGAUGAAGUAUUGUUUCUUUGAAUGUCUUGAUUCAUUUUAAUAGACAUUGUCUCAGCUUGUUAGAAUACUGUGAAAUCAUUUAUUUUCGCCAGCACGAAAUUUCGUCAUUUUUAUACAAAUGACAUUUUCGUCAGCACUUAAAUUCGCCAAUUCCUGACUUUUGAAAAAAAAAAUGCUUCAGUCAAUAUCCGAUUUGUUUGUCCGAAAUAUAUCGCGGUUGCGAAAAAUCGUAGUGGGGAAAGAGGGAGGACACUUGGGAGUCACUUGCAGGAGGUGGGGCCUGUUUGUCACAUGUCAAUAUACUAGUCUUUUGUUAUCAGGUGAUCAGUAAUUUGCCCCCAUUAGUGUAUCAUUAUUAUGAUUAGCGGAUUAGUGGGACCGAAUAACCGUUAACGAGUGUUUGAAACCCGGGUUUGAAACAGUGAAGCCAGUUGCCAAUUGGUCCUAUUCAUCUAUUAUCAUGACCAAACUAAAAACAAUCUUACCUUUAUCGGCGCAAAUUAGAAAAGGUGCCAAGAUUAUUGGUUAACAAACUGUUUGGUCAGUUUUCAAUAAAGUUUCAAGAGUUUUGCAUCGUAAGUGAGUUAGGUUUUCAAUUGCUACAAGUAACAAUUAUUUGAAACAUGUAUCUUAAAACUUGUAAAAGAUGUCAAUGAUUAAAAAGAUCGAUAGCCCAUAAAACAAAGCACAAGCUAUUUUUACACCUGUAUUGUAGUUAAACGCAAACAACCAAACACAAAUCAAAAUGUUCUGUAUUUAUUUGUAAUCAAUGCGGAGAAAGUAUACAGUAAGUAUAUACAUCACCAUCUUUUACUUGUGUUUAUUGUCUUUGAUCCGGAUCUAAUCCGGUGCGUGGAGGCUGUAUUAUCUUCUGCAACAACACUGAAAAACACAAUACACACAAUGGGUAAUAAAGUUGUUAACAAUUAGCGCUUAUCAUACAAUUCUACCUAAACGAAGUCAACGCAGUCGAUACAGCUUUACUGCUUUCGCGUUUUAGAGCAAUGUCACGUGUCGGUUAAGUACACUGUGUAAUCUACACCCUUUUGUGUCAAAACCUGAUUCAUCUUGAUUACGUAACAGACGGAGUAUGUAUGCGUGGAUUACGUUGGUUAUGUUCGGUCGACUGACGAAAUAUAUGAAAAUUAAUGCCUGACGAUAUAUAAUGGUUUCACAGUAUCAGGUGUUAGUCUGUUAUAAAGUUUAAGCAUUUUCUACCAUUUGUUUGAACAAAUUGCUUCAUCAUUUGAAAGAUGAAUAUAAAGACAGAGUUGUACAAGAUUUUGGGUUUUAGCAUCAACUUUUGAAAGUGUGAAAUUAAAAAAAUUAACAUAAGUCUUCAACCAUUUUUGCAAGAUUUCAUACAUAUAUUGUUUAACACUAUUUAUUUGUGUGCCUUUAUAUUCCAAUUGAAGUUUAAAAAUACAUGUUUGCCGAUACCGGUAAAUGUUGGAAGCCAAUUCUUUGACACAAACAACAAUGUAACAUUUUCUUGAAGUUUUGUGUAUAAUGCUAUAAUAUUUAGCUAUUGUUUCAUGUAUUCUCAUGAUAUUGUGGCCAAACUAUAUCUGCAAAUUAUUGACCAAUGUUAUUGGGGAAAAAUAAAAUAUGUGAAAAACAUACAGUCUAAGGAAGUAGAUUUCUCAUUUUACUGUGAUUUUUUUGCAAUUCUCUCUAAUUUUGUUAUUUUUUCACCAUGGGGGAAAUGCUGUUGUUUCAUCAUGCUUUGUUCCAUUUGUUGAAAUUGUGAGUAUCAUUUCUGUAAAAUUGUUACAUUUUUUCUACAGGGUUAAAUUUUGUUUGUUUAUAGAUAAAAGUUUGAAGUAUGUUAGGCACUAUUAAAAAGCCAGGACCCAAAUUUCUAAUGAUUCUUAACAUUUGUCGAAAGUUUUAGAGUUAUGAUACAUAUUUUGAUAGAUUUGUAUGUAAUUCUUUACUAGUCUGUAUUAAUCCCUUCGCUUUUGAGUUUUGACAUUGUAAUAAUUAAAUUGAAUGUACUAAGUAUUAUUGUUGUUGAAAAUGAAUAGCUGCCUCUUAGUAAAUUUCUUACCAUGUUUGGUGAGAAUUUGUUAUCAUAGAUGAGUAUUUUUAUAUAUCAUACAACACAACAGCUUUCUGGCAUUUUUUACACCAUUUCAGAAAUAUGACCUGUACUCAUGCAUUGGGCAUUUUAGGAUCUGUUGUUUUUCAAUAGUGAAAAGUUUGGUCGGUUGUAAGUUUAUUAUUUUAGUAAGUUAUAAAGAAAAAUAAAGUAAAAUAGCAAUUACCCAAAAACAUAUCCCUAAACUUCAAAAGAUUUUUUUUUCAUGAUUAACACCUUUUUUUCACCAUACAUCUAAAAAUCUUUAUAAGUUUUGAAUUUGAUACUGAAAUUUGGGAAAAUAAGAUUUUAAGCAAAUGGGGAUAUGACCAAAUAACGGAUAUAAAAGGAACUUAAUACGUGUAAAUAGGAUCAUCUCUUAAUGUACGGAUCCUUGUUAAUGUACAUAACCAAAUUUAUUUAUCUGUAUAAAUAAUCACCCAUGGGCCAAGACUGUUGCAUUUUGCAAAUACACAGAGUACAUUUUUGAAUGUUUAUUUUUAACAUUUAAAGAAUUUUUAUACUUCCAUAUCUUUAAUAGCAAAUAUUAGACCUUGGUUAUGUAGGUUUUACAAAUUGGAUUAUUGCCAGUUGUCUGUGAGAUGCUUGUCUGUAGUAUACUGUAUUUGUUGGUUUCAGAUUAUUAUGGAUUGUUAUUUAAACUGAUCAGAGAAGGUAACAUUUUCAUCAGUUCCGCAGCUACAAGUCAAUUUUUAUAUGGUCAUGAAUUCAUAAUUGCUGAAACCUAUUUAUUUUUUUUUAACUAGCAAAAGAUUAUCCACUUUUGGUUUACAUUUGAAACUGGUUUAAGUUGAGACAAUUUUCAGGCAAUAUAACUUAAUUGGAUUUAUGUCAUUUUGCAAAUUUAGAGCUUGGAAAUGUUGAAUAUCCAUGUAAAUACAGGAACCAGGCAAACAUUCUUACAGUGAUAAUUUUCGCCUGUUUUUUGUUAAGAGUAAAUUACUAAAUUUAAAUCACUGAUGUUUCACUAUAAACCACAUGAAAGCAUCAAAUACAGAAUAUAAGUGACAUCACGUUUUCAAUGAGUAUUUUUCUGUCAAGUUACUUUUGUUAUUCCUUGAUCAAACAAGAGGCAGAGCUUGACUUUUAUUAACAAUCAAUGUUCAUUUGUAUUUCACUCACGACAUGUUUUAGUAGGCACUUUAAGAUCAUAUCAGUCUUAGGGUAAAAGUUGUCCUAUGCAGUGCUUUCCACAGGAUUUUUUUCAGGCGCCCUUGGGCGUACAAAGCGUACGCUCUCAUUGGCCAAUAUUGAUUUUCCAAUACAGCGACGCUGCGCCCUUAAGUGGGCUUUAGUUGGGUAAAGCGUUAGAUGUAGUUUACAGAGGAUCGUAAAAUCGGCUUUCAAAAUUUUCGGCGAAGUCAAUAUUGCUUUGAUCUUAAGAAUGACUAGUUGCAGCAACAGCCAAAAUACACUGAUCGCAAAAUUUCAGGUGCCCCGCGGACUCUGAUAUCGAAAUUCAAGCACCCCGGUGAAGGACCGUUAAAUGGCCUGUGGAAAGCACUGGUCCUAUGUUAGAAGUCUGAAGAAAGCUAACUAUUUUACUUAGAGAUAAAAUGAUUCUGCAUGUUUAAUUGUGCUCUAUUUUUUUUGCAGUAAGUGUGACAUUUUAUGUCUGCUUUCAUUUAAGUGCUCAAGACUGAAGAGUUUUCUUUCUUUGGAACUUUGUUUUUAUGUCCCAGGUAGGGUGGCAUAUAGCAUUUGAACUGUCUGUCCGUCCGUCCGUCCGUCCGACCGUAAACUUUAACAAAACCAUAACUUUUGCAAUAUUGAAGUCAGCAACUUGAUAUUUGGCAUGCAUGUGUAUCUCAUGGAGCUGCACAUUUUGAGUGGUGAAAGGUCAAGGUCAUCCUUCAAGGUCAAAAGUCAAAAAAUACAAUCCAAGGCAAGUAAUAAGCUUUAAAAGAGAGAUAAUUUCUAAACCUGCCAAAUGAUAUAUUGAAAUUUUAUUAGCUCGGCUGUUUUCGGAGAAAACCCGAGGUAUUGUCAUAGCCAGCUCGUCGUCCGCUGUCAGCCAUCCGCCGUAGGCGUUAUGCUAAAACCUUUACAUUGGCUCUAAAAUCAAAGUGCUUCCACCUACAACUUUGAAACUUCAUAUGUAGAUGCAUCUUGAUGAGUUCUACAUGCCACCUCCAUUUUUGGGUCACUAGGUCAAAGGUCAAGGUCACUGUGACCUCUAAUAUAAAACUUUAACAUAGGCUCUAAAGUCAAAGUGCUUCCACCUACAACUUUGAAACUUUAUAUGUAGAUGCACCUUGAUGAGUUCUACACGCCACACCCAUUUUUGGGUCACUAGGUCAAAAGUCAAGGUCACUGUGACCUCUAAUAUAAAACUUUAACAUAGGUGGCACCCGUUAUGCGGUGCUCUUGUUUCAAAGCGGCGCAAUAGGGGGCAUUGUGUUUUUGACAAACACAUCUCUUGUUUCAUCAUAUUCAUCAAUCAUUGUUGUGCAUUGAGCUGAUAGGCUUGUGAAAUCAUAUACCGGUACCAGGAGUGUGUUGUGUUGUUCAUGUUUUUUAAUGUGAUUGUGUGCAUUCUUUUGAAAUCUCUUCAGUGUUUUUCGUAAGAGAAUUGAAAGAAUAAUGUAAAUACAUAUUUUUCCUUAGUUUAUUUAUUGUUAUUUAUACUGUAAAAAUGUGAAAUAUUAUAUAUAUACUUCUCCUUCUAUUGAUGUAUGUAUUGUAAAAAUAUGUACAUAAAAAAGAAACAAUUUCUUAAAUAUAUAUAAAUUGCA